AUCAAAGAGCCGGAAAGUGAUCAGUCAUUAACUGAACCCAACAUGGCUAAUGAAGGAUCUCCCGAUUCCCAGCUUCCAAGGUCGGAGCAUAAAGUGAAGAGUUUUGAAGCUGAAUCUGACGGUGACGACUGCGGCCUAAGCAAUCCGAAUGGUCUGGACGCUGAUUUGGAAGUAAAAGCAGAACAGGCAAGGUGUGGUGAAUUUCCCUGGGCGAUCGCUGUCUUCAGUAACGGCAAAUACCUAGGUGGCGGCUCCCUAAUCGCCCCUGGAGCUGUGCUCACUGCUGCUCACUUGCUGCGUGGGAAAUCCGAAGCCAAUAUUGUGGUCAGAGCUGGAGAGUGGGACCAGUCCAUCGCAGUUGAGCGGUUCCCCCAUGAAGAGCGCAGCGUGAAAGACUUGGUGCGCCAUGAGGAAUUUAAUUACUCAUCUGGAGCCAAUAACUUGGCGCUUCUCCUUUUGGAGACACCGUUCGAAAUCCAAGAGCAUAUCCGGACCAUUUGCUUGCCCAAGGAGGUAAAAUCCCUUGUGGGAAAACGAUGCAUGGUUGCCGGAUGGGGAAGGCAGUCGUACCCUGAGAAGUAUAACUCGGACAUCCUGAAGAAAAUCGAAUUGCCCAUGGUAAGCCGUGCCACCUGCCAGAGACAGUUGAGGAACACCGUUAUGGGGCGCACUUUCUCCCUGGCUCCUAGCUUAAUUUGUGCCGGCGGCGAGCUCGACAAGGAUGCUUGUUUGGGCGAUGGCGGAUCUGCCCUGUUCUGUGCUCUCGAAAAGGAUCAGGAUCGCUACGAGCAGGUGGGCAUCGUCAACUGGAGCAUUGAAUGCGGCAAGAAGGACGUCCCGGCAACCUACACUAAUGUGGCCAUGUUCAAGGACUGGAUUGAUCGGCAGUUGGAGCGUCAUUCAGAGUCAGACGUUCAAUAUGAGCCGUUCAGUGAUUACCAAAGACUAAUGGUAAGAGUACCAACUAUUAGACCACAAAGACAUUUAGAGGAAAUCAUAAUCAAAUUGUAA
Messenger RNA from Drosophila kikkawai, 1011 nucleotides. RefSeq names its product phenoloxidase-activating factor 2-like. Gene Ontology annotation, biological process: proteolysis. The record is from RefSeq and is a predicted model, not a curated record. Gene Ontology annotation, molecular function: serine-type endopeptidase activity. NCBI's taxonomy places the organism in Eukaryota, Metazoa, Arthropoda, Insecta, Diptera, Drosophilidae.